This is a messenger RNA of Condylostylus longicornis, 5298 nucleotides long. RefSeq names its product protein dispatched (gene disp). Lineage: Eukaryota; Metazoa; Arthropoda; Insecta; Diptera; Dolichopodidae. Bases 359 to 3943 code for a protein of 1194 amino acids. Gene Ontology annotation, cellular component: membrane. The record is from RefSeq and is a predicted model, not a curated record. The transcript has 13 exons.
CUUGCGUAUUUCUUUAAUAUAAAUAAAAUCAAACUUGUUCACAUAAUACAGUUGUUGUACUAUGAAACGUAAUCAUUUUAUAAAAUUAAUUUUGCAUGCUAAGUUUUAUUCUUAAAAAAGUAUUGCAAUUUCAUAUCAACCAAAUAAACUCUACAAACCAUUAAAAAAUAAAUGUGUGAUAAAAGUUGCUUGACUAUUUUGGGUUUUUAGUUAAUAGUUUCUGAUAUGCGUUUGAUACUGUAAGUAGGAAGUUAAAUUUAUCACCGAAAAAUUCUUUUAGAAAUGAUACUUUCAGAAAAGUAAAAGAGCAUUCUUUUUUACAUAAAAAUUUACCAAAUGUUGCAAUUGCAAAAUUGUAAUGGCCUGGUACUACAAAUUUCUGGUCCGGAGGCCAUAUUUGGUAGUGUUAGCCAUAGCAAUUUUAUCGUUGGCUUGUAUAAUAGUUUCAUUAACAACGAAGGAUCUUCCAGAUUUUUCCAACCCUACACUUGGUUUUGAAGCCAGAGGGACAUCAAUUAGUCAAAGACUUACAGCUUGGCAUAAUUUAUUAGAAGAAACAAGAGUAGGUGGAAAGUUAGCUGAUGAUCCUAGUGAUUUAGGAAGAAUAAAAAUUUUAAAUGGAAAAGUCCAUAAACUGAGAGAAUUUAAAAAUAAAGGCGGGAAAAGGAAAAGUAAAAAAGAACGUAAAAAACAGUUAAGAGAAAAAAUCAAAAAACUGAAUAGGUUUAAAAAUGAGUUCAAAUACAGCUAUGAUUCGGGGUUUCAAGAAAUUCAUUUUAAGGAUUAUGAAACAAUCGAUGAUAACUUUGAUACGAGACUUAAAAAUAAAAGCUAUGAAUUUGGCUAUAAUAGAUCUUCUAUAGAUGAAGAUGAAAAGCAAAAUAUGGUUCAAUCUAAAAUUAGUAAAUGGAAUCUGUUCAAGCAUCAGCAACCUCCAGCUUUGUAUACAGACAUGCCAACUUUGACAGACGGAUUCUUUUGUGGUUCACCAACAAUAGGCUAUGCGCAUUUUGUUGUAAAAAGAAUCGGGCCUAAUUCAACAGACUCCAUUUUUGAAAUUAAUUCUCUCUUGGCAAUGUGCCAACUAGAGGAACAAAUUCAAUCUGUGGAAGGAUAUGAAGAUUUUUGUGAAAAGGAUAAUUUUUCUGAUCAAUGUUGUCGUCCUUGGUCUAUAUCCAAUUAUGUUGCACUUCUAUCAAAUAAAAGCUCUUGUUUUGAUAUCACAAAUGAAGAUGUAUUAAAUGUUUUAAAUUUACUUUCUAUAUGUUUUGAAUAUUUCAAUAAUUUUAAACUUAGCAGUGAUUGCAAUGAGAACCUUAAUUGUCACGUCCCAGUUGACUGUGUAAAAUACAACGCAGUGUUUAACAUUUUCCAUUAUCUAACGGACGUUAAUUUUAUGAAAACCAAUGAAUCAAAGGAAUUUUUAAAAUAUGCAAUGAUUUUUGUACCUGUAGCGCGCAGCACUACAAUUUUGUCUCUUUUUCAUAAGAUAGAGGAAGCUGAUCUUAAAAAUGAUUUGACCAUGGUGGCUGCAAUGGAUUUAGGCCUAAAGAAUGCUUUGUUUGAUGAAAUGUUAAUAGCUGAUGGUUGGCUUGUUGCUCUUGGAUUAAUUUUUGUAACUAUGUGUAUGUGGAUUUUCACUUCGUCGUUAAUAGUUACCAUAAUGACUCUUAUUGCUGUUCUGUUUUCAUUGGGGCUAGCUUAUUUCAUUUACACAUUAAUAUUUGAAAUAACAUUUUUUCCGUUUAUGAACAUUUUGGCUGUCAUUGUAAUUAUUGGUAUAGGUGCUGAUGAUGCUUUUAUUUUUGUAAAAAUAUGGCAAAGCACACUUGCUGAAAAAAUUCAAAAAGGAGACUCCGCAACAUCACCUGUUGGGGCUUCAACUUCAUCCUUUAAUGAGCCAGAUUAUUCAGAAACGUUAAAUUUUUUAAUGGAGACGACUUUUAGACACGCAGCAAUAUCAAUGUUUGUAACAUCUUUAACAACAGCAGGUGCUUUUUACACUUCUGUUGUUAGUUCAAUAACUUCUGUAAAAUGCUUCGGUAUUUUUGCCGGCACAGCUAUUGUUUCAAAUUAUUUGUUAAUGGUUACUUGGCUACCGGCAUCUGUAUCUAUAAUGGAAAGAGUAUCCUGUCACUUAGGGAAUUUUUUAUCGCCUAAUAUUAUUAGUAAAUUUCGAAAGUCAAUUAAAACAUUUGGAUCAAUUGUGGAAGAUUACGUAUUAAACGCAGUGCUCAAAAUGCCAUAUCUCUGGAUUGUUUUGUUUGGGUUUAUUGGGGUGUUUAGCUUUGUGAUAGUACUUUAUUGGCCAAGUUUGCAACUGCCAAAUACCGCGGAUUUUCAGCUUUUUAUUAGUGAUCAUCCCUUUGAGGCCUAUGAUGCUCAGUUUAAGGAUUUGUUCUGGUUUGAAAAAUUAGCUACUGCAAUAGAUAAUCCCAAACUGCCGUUAAGAUUUGUUUGGGGCAUAAAGCCAGUGGAUGACGGUGAUUUUUUGAAUCCAUAUUCUCGAGGAGAAUUGUAUUUUGACAAUAAUUUUAAUGUAUCUGAUGUUGAAUCACAAGUCUGGUUGUUGAAUUUUUGUAGAAAACUCAAACAGGAAUCUUUUUAUGGAAUACCUACGUUUGGUGUUCUUCUUCCAAACUGCUUUAUAGAAAACUUUAUUACUUGGAUGGACAGAAAAUGUCUAGAUCGAAUGGAUAAUGCAGAUCGCACGCCGUGCUGCGAAAUUUCGAAAUUUCCUUUUCGUCCUGAUAUAUUUGAAUACUGUUUACCAUUAAGCAUUUCCUCAUUGUAUUCAAGCCCAAGGCAUAUAUUUUUACCUGGGGUAGCCGGUCCGAAGUUUUCGCCGUCUACUCAUGUUAAUCAAAAUAAAUUAGCAACAAAAGAAGGCAAUGUUACAGUUUAUAAAAAUUAUGAUUUAUAUGAAAUGAACAACACAAAUGUAUUUCCACAAGUUAAAGCAGUGGUCAUAGAAUUUGACAGUAAUUUCACAUACACUAUGUCGUACUCGGAGGUCAAACAUUUUUUCGAAUUAACUCAGAGUUGGUUUAACAGAGAAAUCGUAAAUGCGCCUGCUAGUAUGCAAGGGGGUUGGUUUAUAAGUGAACUGGACUUUUUCGAUUUACAAGAUACGUUGUCCAAAGGAACAAUCUUGUCAAUUGCUAUUGCAAUGUGUGCAUCACUUUUGGUACUAUUAACUGUUACUUUGAAUGUAUUAAUAAGCAUUUAUGCAGUUGUAACCGUAACUUUUACAAUAUUUGUGACUGUAGCGAUAUUGAUAUUAUUUGGCUGGAGGCUUAAUAUAUUGGAAAGUGUAUCCGUCAGUACAGCUAUUGGCUUAGCUGUUGAUUUUAGUCUUCAUUAUGGUAUACAUUACAGACUGUCACCGAAUGGCGAUAGGCUUUCCUCCACUAUAUUUUCUUUGUCUCGAAUUAUUGGCCCUACUUCUAUGGCUGCGCUUACAACUGGCAUCGCUGGUGCUAUAAUGCUGGCUUCAAAUGUGCUACCUUACAUUCAAAUCGGAGUAUUUUUGGUUGUUGUAAUGAGCGUAAGUUGGUUGUACUCUACUUUUUUUCUGAUGAGUUUAUUAAAAUUGUUUGGUCCGCAAUACGGAUUUAUGCAGUUUUCAUACCCAAAAUGGAAAAAUAAUUCAAAAACCCAUAAUACUGUGAAAACUGCUAAUGAAAGGAAAGAAAGUCAUGUUAAUGUCACAGAGCAAUUGCUUACUCCUUCGAGUUCAGCCGUUGGAGAGCUUGUCCAAUCCGAGUCACACGAACUGGAUUCCUUAACUUCAAACUCUUUAGUUAAAACAAUAAGCGAUUUGCAUAGAUCGUCUAUAGACUUUGAACAUAUCUACAAUAAGAAAUUCAAAGAAAUACCUAGUCCAUCGACCGGUAGUGCUGUAACAGUUGUUUUAUCAGAAGAUGCAAAUGCUAAGGUUUAAUAAAAAACUAGAGUGUGAGAGAGCUGAUAAUGUAAAUAUUUCAAAGCAUAUUUGAAUGCUAAAUAACAUAUAUUUAUAUUAAAAAUUUUUUAUGAAAAAAUGCAACUACCAGAAGAAUUCUGUGUUGACAAAUUUACUGCUGCCAUUUUUUAAAGAAAAAGUAGUGUUUCAUUUUUUCUCAUGAAUAUAUCUGUUAUAAAAACGUCUCAUUUUAAAUUUUAUUAAAUAUUCCUUUACUUAAAACAUGACUGAUAAAUUUAAUUCAUUUUAAAACUUAUUAUGUUGCUGGAAAUGAAUUAACUCAAUUAUGUAAAUUUUAGGAAAGGAGUUCUGAUAAGUACAAAUAAAAAUAAAAUUACAUCUUUUUAUUGAUACACUUUUUUUUUUUUGUAAGAUAUUUUGACGCACACAAAAUUUUUUAAAACAAAACUGGAAGAAUAAUUAUUGAAAUAUAUUUAAUUUUAAGUUAAAAUUUCAUUAUUCAAUUAUAUUAAAUCAGAAUACACAAAUUGUAGAUGUUAGUUUUUAUAAAUAGCAAGCAGAAAUUUUUAAUUUUAAAAAAUCGAUGUAUUGUAUUUAAAUAUUAAGUUUAUCAGUGUAGUUGAAAAUAAUGUUCGACAAACAUUCAUACAUUUAUUAUCUCUAUAUGAAUGUGCAGUUUUGAAAGAUGAAUAAUGAUAAAUGAAAGAAUAUAUUGAUCGUAUAACAUACAAAAAAAAAAUAAAAUUUUAGUCGUUACAAUAUUUGUUUCAAAAUAUAGACAUAUUACUGUAGUUAAAACUGAAAUCUCAUUUUAUUUCCUUGGAUGUGUUCAGCUCAAUAAGGAGUUAUUAAAUAGGAUCUCUUAAUAAUCUUCUGAUCAUUAAUUAUAUUAAUAACAUCACUUCAAAAUACUUAAAAUCGUUAAUUAUAACAUAAAUUAAUAUACUUUUUCUAUUAAAAUUUUCUUACAAUAUAGCAUUUCAAUUCAAUUUUUUGUAAAGUAGUAAAAGUUUUACACGUGAUAUAAAAAAUGUUCAAAAAUAAUUUAAGUUUUUUGCUAACAUUAACAAAUUAUUUAAUUUUUUACACCUUGUUUAAUAAUGCUAACAUAAUUAUAAUGUAAUUAAUAAAGCGUUAUUUAAGCUUAGUGUAGAAAUUCAUCUGCCUAUACUUUUGUAGUUAUAUAGGUCUUUUGAAACGAAGACGGUUCAUUUGUUUCGAAAUUUCAAUCGAAAACUCAUUCUUGAUUAUAAGAACUGAAUUUCUAUUUAAUUAACUAUUUUACUUUUUUAAAAUUUAAUUUAAGAAUAUUUUGAAUCUAAUGAGUAUUUAAAAAAUAUGAUAAAUGUUUCAAAUUAUAAAGCAUACAUAAG